CUUGGGAUUUCUAUUCUCUCUCCAUGUACUAGUUUUCUGAAGGGUGUGCAAACGGGGUAGGCACUUUACUGCAUGUAAAACGAUGACGUCUCAGUUGUGGCUUCUAAAUGUUGCUACAAAGAGUUUAAUUUGUUCUCGGAAUUUACAAUUCCGACCGUCGACCCAGCUUCAAUAUUUUUCAAAAGCUUGAAGUAGUGAUUAUUACAAUUCUAGAAUGUAUUCCGUAAGAUAUGUACAGCUAUUUGGAACUUCUCCAUACUUGCAUCUCUCUCGUUCCACAAAUCCAUUUGAUGGAAAGUUUGCACCUUUGAAGACCUUGAUGAAGUGCCUAAAGCCUCAGGUGUAUAGUAGGGUGACAAAGUUCAACGGGGGAUCUAAUUUUGAGACAUUCCACCAUUACUUUAGAAAAGUUUACAAUUUAGGGUGUAAUUACACUUUAUGGAGUACACUAGGUUUGUCGGCUUUGCUUGGAUAUACUAAGCUUUCUCCACACAUUUCAUAUUCUUCUGAUGGUUUUGAUGGUCUAUUGGAUGACCAUCAUCUGGGCUUGUUCAGUGAUUCAAAUUCUGAAGAUCGUAGAUCUCUCUUUAUGUCUUUAAGGAAAUUAGUGGUUCCUCUCUUGCUUGUCAUUACUGUGUUGAUGAACUGGGGCCAUCCAAUGAUUAUUACAGCUAAAGUCACUCUUAUUCUUCUUACAACAAAGCCAAGCCCUUUAUCAGUGUAUGUCCUUGUCGAACAGUUGCGACAUCAAGCAGUUCACCAACAACCAUUCGUCUAUAAGUUCAAGUCGUUAUACGCAAAGAAAGUUGAAGUUGCAGAUUAUCUGUUCCUCUCUCUGGCUAAGGUUGAACUAAAAGAUCAGGAGUUUAUUCUUGUUGGAAUUCUGGGGAGUUGGUGGUCUUUCCCCUUAUCUUCUUGGCAAGAGGCAUCAUCUAUUCUUAAAUGCAAAGUUUUGAAGAGUUUAAGCUAAGACAUGUGCAUUAUUUCAGCCUUUGGCGGUCUUGGAUUUUCUGAUGGUGGACAAUUAGCAAGGAAAAUGUCACUCUAUUGUGAUUUUUGUUGUGUUGGAGAAAUAGAGGAUGGGAGUUUGGCUAUCUGAAUUGUAGCUCUGCUUGCUGUGUCAUUAAAAGCUAAGAUUUCGGUGCUUAAAGCAAUGAAUCAAUGCUAAACGAGGAGUUAUUGCUUCAUCCGGGAAGCCAUGCACUUCAGAGAAGUGUGAGCUUCAGCCAGACGACACGUGGAGAGUUCUUUGAGUCUCAACUUAAGAAUUGGAUUUAUAUCCACAUUUCUGUAUAUUGUAGUCUGAUGUUUGUUAUGUUUAUUGGGAUUCAAUUAUUAUAGUACUAAAUUCUUAUAUGUUUGGUACUUUUUAAUGUUCAUAAUUUGGACACCUCA
Molecule: messenger RNA, 1395 nt
Organism: Lycium ferocissimum
Lineage: Eukaryota; Viridiplantae; Streptophyta; Magnoliopsida; Solanales; Solanaceae
Exons: 7
Coding region: 215-970 (251 amino acids)
Source: RefSeq, a predicted model, not a curated record